AUGGCCGUCACAGCUCCGACAGAGCAGAUACGGGAGACCGUAGCAUCCCCCGAAGAGACACGCAAGAUGACCGAAGACGGGGCCCAUCCAGGCAUACGCCAACGUCAAUGGGGUCUGGAAGCUCGCCUCGACCCAACCGUCACUUUCGAGGAGUACACUUACUGGGCCAAAAUCGAACGGGAAUUGGAGGACGAAGACCGCCACAUACACCAGACUGUUGAAUCGGGCGGACCAUUGGGAUACAUCAAGAGCUAUUUCACCAAGAACGCUUACGAAGAUGCCAAAGUCCACGACUCGCGUGAGCUACAAAUUCACGAGGAAUCAUCCAAGUGGAAUGAAAAGCAGGCAGCUGUAGCUUCUGACAGCGACAAGGGCACCCUCGGCCCCAUCCCGCCUUCUAAUACCCACGAUCUCGACGCCGAAUGGCGAACCGCCGCCAGAGCCCUCCGCAAUGCUGGCUGGGGUGCGAUAUUUUACCUGAUCACAACGGAUAUCCUGGGCUGGAGUCAAACACCCUAUGUAUUUGCCAAUACUGGGUACGGGUUGGGUGUUGGAAUUUUCCUCCUGAUGGGAAUUGCAGCAUUUGCGUCCGGAAUCAUGAUCUGGCGGACCUUCCUUGGUCUUGACUCGGCUCGAUAUCCGAUCAUGAGUUUUGGCGAUCCCUUCUUCCGUCUCUACGGUCCGAAGAUGCGACAUUUUAUCAACUUCAUGCAAUCCUUGCAACAAUUCUUGAGUGUUGCUGUCCUCUGCCUUGGUAACACGGGUAUCAUUGCCCAGCUGGCUGGAAGCGUGAACCUUUGCUACAUCGUUUGCGCUGUCAUCUCUCUGGUCGUCGGUAUGGCGAGUGGAUAUAUGCGAUCGCUCAAACAUCUUGGCUGGUUCUGCAAUUUUUCAGUGUGGAUCAAUAUUGUUACUUUCAUCAUUAUUUGUGUUGCUGCAGCAAAGCAUGGACCCGACCCUACAGCGGCUGUCAACAAUGGAAUCCUGCCCAAGGCGUGGGCCAACGCAGCUACAAUGGCGCCAGUCAAGACAUUCAUUGACACCCCUCCCGCUGAAUAUCAGCCUACAGACAGCAAUCUCUUUGCAGCCCAGUUCAAUGGAAUUAACAGCAUGGUUUACGCAUACUCCGGGGCUGUCCUGUUUGUUGCUUUCUUGUCAGAAAUGCGACGCCCCAAUGACUUCUGGAAAGGACUACUUGUGGCGCAGACUUUCAUCACAGUUGUAUACAUCUUUUUCGGAGCUUUUAUCUAUAACUACUACGGGCAGUAUAGUUAUAGCAACGUCAAUCAGUCUGUGAACCCCCAGAACCUCCAGAUUGUCGGCAACGUGCUUUCGCUCUUAACCGGCUGGCUCGCCAUUUUCCUCUACUUCAACGUCGGCAUGAAAACUAUCUACCUCGAAGUAGGCCAAGAGAUUUUCAAACUUCCCCCGAUCGCAUCGAAGAAGGGCAAGUUCUGCUGGUGGGGCCUCGGUCCAGUCUACUGGAUCGUUGCCUUCGUUGUGUCCAUGUCCGUUCCAGAAUUCAGCGCCUUCACCAACUUUGUUGGCGGACUAUUCGGCUUGAACUUUACAUACUCCUUCUCAGGAAUCAUGUAUCUGGCUUACAAGAUCCAAGACGGUGCCCGACUGCCCGGCGAAGGCUUUGAUCCCGCGACUGGAGAAACCACCCGAUUCGAUUCCGGCAUCAAGAGGUGGAUUCGAGGAUUCAUGAAGACUUGGUACAUCAGCGUGCCUGUUUUCAUCUUCACUGGUAGUGGUCUUGCUGCAUCUGGUAUGGGAACUUGGGCUGCUGUGUCUGCCCUUGAAGCGGCUUUCGGUCCUGGCGGCUCGGUCGUGACUUCCUGGACAUGCGUGAACCCGUACUAUAGUGGAUAG
This is a messenger RNA of Penicillium olsonii, 1875 nucleotides long. The record is from the annotation of a GenBank genome assembly. NCBI's taxonomy places the organism in Eukaryota, Fungi, Ascomycota, Eurotiomycetes, Eurotiales, Aspergillaceae.